Molecule: messenger RNA, 501 nt
Organism: Emiliania huxleyi CCMP1516
Lineage: Eukaryota; Haptophyta; Isochrysidales; Noelaerhabdaceae
Product: 30S ribosomal protein S9
Exons: 2
Coding region: 1-501 (166 amino acids)
Biological process (GO): translation
Cellular component (GO): ribosome; small ribosomal subunit
Molecular function (GO): structural constituent of ribosome; RNA binding
Source: RefSeq, a predicted model, not a curated record
AUGUCUGGCACGCUGCGCAUCGCGGGCGCGGUGCGCGGCCCGUCUCCGUCCGAGCGGCCGGCCGGCGACACCUCUCGCAAGUACGUCUCAGUCGACCACCUCGGCCGCGCGCACGCCGUUGGCCGGCGCAAGCGCGCGGUCGCGCGUGUGUGGGUGUGGGAGUCGGAGGACCCGGAUGCGCCGCAGGUGACGGUCAACGGCCAGUCCGUCUCGCAGUUCUUCGGCGGGCACUGGGACCUGCGGUACGCGGCGCUGUCGCCAUUCUUCAAGACGCAGACCGCGGGCCUCUACUCGGUGAUGUCGACCGUCCGGGGCGGCGGCCGCUCCGGCCAGGCGGAGGCGCUCCGGCUCGGCAUCGCCACCGCGUUGCAGGGCCUCAACUUUGACCUGCGGCCGACACUAAAGUCGGCCGGCUUCUUGACUCGCGACCGGCGGCAGCGCGAGAGGAAGAAGCCGGGCCAGGCGGGCGCGCGGAAGAAAUUCGCGUGGGUGAAGCGCUGA